Messenger RNA from Perca fluviatilis (European perch), 1355 nucleotides. RefSeq names its product diphthamide biosynthesis 5 (gene dph5). The record is from RefSeq and is a predicted model, not a curated record. Gene Ontology annotation, molecular function: diphthine synthase activity. Gene Ontology annotation, biological process: protein histidyl modification to diphthamide. The transcript has 7 exons. NCBI's taxonomy places the organism in Eukaryota, Metazoa, Chordata, Actinopteri, Perciformes, Percidae. The coding region runs from base 136 to 1002 and encodes 288 amino acids.
GUCCAGAGAGACUCCACGUGAAGGCACAUAAACAUAACGUGAACCGGCUGAUCGGCCUCGUGAGUAAAGUUUUUGGUGGUGUUUAGUUCCGCAGCAGUGUGACACCGAGUCUCCGCGGAGAGAGAAGCCGGCAGCAUGCUGUAUCUGAUCGGCCUGGGGCUCGGAGACGCGGCCGACAUCACGGUGAAGGGUCUGCAGGCCGUGAAGCGCUGCAGCCGGGUCUACCUGGAGGCCUACACCUCGGUCCUCACGGUGGGGAAGGAGGCUCUGGAGGAGUAUUAUGGGAUGGAGCUGAUCCUGGCUGACAGAGACCUGGUGGAGCAGGGGGCAGACCAGAUCCUGAAGGACGCAGACACCACCGAUGUUGGGUUCCUCGUGGUCGGAGACCCGUUCGGAGCCACCACGCACAGCGACCUGGUGCUGAGAGCAGUGCAUGCUGGGAUACCGUACAAGGUCAUCCACAACGCCUCCAUCAUGAACGCCGUGGGCUGCUGCGGCCUGCAGCUGUAUAACUUUGGGGAGACGGUGUCCUUGGUGUUCUGGACCGAGACCUGGAGACCAGAGAGCUUCUACGACAAAAUCUGUAAAAACAGAACAGCUGGACUACACACACUGUGUCUGCUGGAUAUUAAAGUGAAAGAGCAGAGCAUCGAGAACAUGAUGAGAGGGAAGAAGAUCUUCGAGCCGCCUCGCUUCAUGACGGUCAGUCAGGCUGCAGAUCAGCUGAUCCAGAUCAUCCAGAGGAGGAGGGGGGAGGGGGAGGAGCUGGGCGUGACGGAGGACACUGUGUGUGUGGGCGUGGCCCGGCUCGGCGCCGACGACCAGACAAUCCGCGCGGCGACGUUGCGUCAGCUGGCGUCAUGUGACCUCGGCGGCCCGCUCCAUUCGCUGGUCGUCACCGGUAAACUCCACCCGCUGGAGGUGGACAUGCUGCGAGUGAACGCAGAACCAAACGCACUGCAGCACCUUCACAUGAUUGACAGCUCCACCUACUGCUCCUAACACACCUCCACCUACUGUUCCUCCACCUACUGCUCCUAACACACCUCCACCUACUGCUCCUCCACCUACUGCUCCUAACACACCUCCACCUACUGCUCCUCCACCUACUGCUCCUAACACACACCUCCACCUACUGCUCCUCCACCUACUGCUCCUAACUCACACCUCCACCUACUGCUCCUAACACGUCCACCUACUGCUCCUCCACCUACUGCUUCUAACUCACACCUCCACCUACUGCACCUACUGCUCCUAACACACACCUCCACCUACUGCUCCUAACUCACACCUCCACCUACUGCUCCUCCACCUACUGCUAACACACCUGAUGGACAGCUCCACCUACUGCUCCU